Dioscorea cayenensis subsp. rotundata (Guinea yam) is the source of this 1007-nucleotide messenger RNA. Its product is annotated as protein DMP6-like. The transcript has a single exon. Gene Ontology annotation, biological process: endomembrane system organization. The record is from RefSeq and is a predicted model, not a curated record. Bases 179 to 814 code for a protein of 211 amino acids. NCBI's taxonomy places the organism in Eukaryota, Viridiplantae, Streptophyta, Magnoliopsida, Dioscoreales, Dioscoreaceae.
GCGGAACUCCACUUCCUUCGCUUCCAAACACAAUAAACGUUACUUGCCACCACUUCCCGUUUUCCUUGUUCUUUCUUGCAAGUCAUCCACUUCCAAUUCACAAUCCACAACUCCUUUAUAAACAAGAGCACACAACAGAAAGCAAUCCUCAAGAAUUAAUCCAGCAGCAGCAUCAACAAUGGCGAUGAACAAUCAGAAGAACAUCACUACUGAUGCAGAAUCCCAAGCAAAACAGCCUCUCUUACCUUCUUCAAAUCCUCCAGAAGAUGAAUUAACUCUAAUGGAGAAAGCCAUCAGACAAACAUUCAAGAGCACAUCACAUCUAGCAAACCUUUUGCCAACCGGAACCGUACUCGCUUUCCAACUUCUAGCUCCCAUCUUCACAAACCAAGGUCAUUGUGACUAUGCAAACCGGUGGAUGACGGCGUUACUCGUGAUUCUAUGCAGCUUCACUUGCUUCAUCCUUAGUUUCUCAGAUAGUUUUCAAGAUGAUGGUGGGAAAGUUCGGUAUGGGUUCGCGACGUUUAGUGGUUUUUAUGUUGUUGAUGGUGCUGCAGUGUUGCCGCAAACUAAGCGAUUGGAAUACAAGAUUAAGUUGAUGGAUUUUGUUCAUGCGUUUUUGUCGGUGUUGGUGUUUGUUGCUGUGGCUUUGUUUGAUAAGAAUGUUGUGUCUUGCUUUUUCCCGGAGCCGUCGGAGGAGAUGAACCAGUUGUUGACAAUGUUGCCUGUUGGGAUUGGGGUUGUUACUAGUGGUCUCUUUGUUACUUUCCCUCCUACCAGGCAUGGCAUUGGCUUCCCUCUUUCUCCAAACUGAAACCGUCUUCCUGUUUUAUAGAAAGGUGCUUGUUAUGUUUAUGAUUUAUUUGUUUUUCACUUUUUUUUAGAUGAUUGAACUUACAUCGUCCUUAGUAUGUUGAUUGGGAAAAAAAUAUUCUAGCUUAUCAGAAUAAUAUUUACUUGUAAAUAUAAACUAUGAUGUAAGAAAUAACGUGUUUGUUAAUGUCAAU